This is a messenger RNA of Hordeum vulgare subsp. vulgare (domesticated barley), 2952 nucleotides long. RefSeq lists its product as uncharacterized. The record is from RefSeq and is a predicted model, not a curated record. Lineage: Eukaryota; Viridiplantae; Streptophyta; Magnoliopsida; Poales; Poaceae. The transcript has 11 exons. The coding region runs from base 181 to 2646 and encodes 821 amino acids.
ACUGCUAGAAGCGUCGUCUUCGUCGCGCUCCGCUCCGCUCCGCUGGACUGCUUGCCGCCUGCAUCGAAGCGAAAACGUAAAACAACCCAGACACGGCCCUCUCCAAUGGAAUCCACGGAAGGUCCACGACGCCCCGCUCCCCGCCACUAGCCCACUGACCCCACCGCCACCGCCACCACCAUGCUCCAGCUCCAGCUCCAGCCCCCUCGCUUCCUGCCGCUCCCUCGCUCCCGCCUCCCCGGCCGCCGCCGCCGCCACGGCCCCCCGCCCGCCCUCGCCGUCCGCUCCCAGUGGAAGCUCCCCGACGUCGACACCGAUGCGGUGCAGGAGCGGGUGCGUUCGUGGCUCUCCCGGGCGCGGGGUGCGGUGGUGGGCGUCACGCAGGCGGCGCGGGAGCGUGGACAGCGCAAGGAGGAGGCCGAUGGGAGGAAGAAGCAGAGGAAGGAGGAGGUGCAGGAGGAGCCGCUCGUCGCGGUGCCCGAGAUCACCCUGGAGAGGCGGGUCGGCCCCGGCUGGCUCUCGCUGGACGCCAUUGUCUCCAUCGAGCAGUUUGCUAGGUUGAAUGGGUUGACUGGGAGGAAGGUGCAGAGGAUCUUCAAAGCGCUUGCUCAUGAACAUAUCCACAAUGAUGCUCGAAAUCUUGUUGAAUAUUGCUGCUUCCGGUACUUGUCAAGAGAUAACUCCGAUUUUCAUCCAAGUUUGAGGGAGCUUGCAUUUCAAAGGCUUAUCUUUGUGACUAUGCUUGCAUGGAAUGAUCCAUACGAUGAAGAUAAUGAUCCACACUCUUCACUAGAUAACUACUCUAUACUGGGAAGACUUGUUGGAGAAGAUGCCUUUGUCCGAAUUGCUCCUGCUGUGGUAGGAGUUGCUGAUGCUUCAACAGCUCAUCAUCUCUUUAGGGCCCUUGUUGGCACUGAAAAGGGACUCUCAUUGGAUCUGUGGACAACAUACCUUGGUGAACUUAUAAAGGUUCAUCAUGGGAGGCAAACACAUAAGAUUGGAGAUAAUUUUCUGUCUGACGAGCAAGUUCUGUGCAUAGGCUCUAGUAGAAAGAGGCCUGUUCUAAAAUGGGAGCAGAAUACUGCAUGGCCCGGACACUUAACCUUGACCAACAAGGCACUCUAUUUUGAGGCCAUUGGACUGGCAGGUAUGAAGAAACCAUUGAGGCUUGACCUUACAGACCAUAAUUCAAGGAUUGAAAAGGCAAAGGUUGGGCCAUUUGGGUCCAGGUUAUUUGACUCUGCUGUAUCUGUUUCAUCUGGUUCAGCGUCAGAUGAGUGGACAUUAGAGUUUGUUGAUUUUGGCGGAGAAUUGAGACGAGAUGUAUGGCUUGCCUUCAUCAAUGAAAUUAUUUCUGUUUAUAGGUUCAUUCGUGAAUAUGGACCAAGCGAUGAUGAUCCAACCAUUCAUCAUGUAUAUGGUGCCCACAGAGGCAAGAAAAGGGCUGUUAGUAGUGCAACAAACAGUAUUGCUAGGCUUCAAUCUCUGCAAUUCAUACGUAGAUUACACGAGGACCCAGCUAAGUUAGUACAGUUCUCCUAUCUAUCGGGUGCACCUUUUGGUGAUAUUGUUCUUCAGACCCUAGCAGUGAGGUUCUGGGGUGGGUCACUGAUUACAAACUCUAAAAUGGCAAAUGAAAGAUCACUUCAAAGGCAUAAACAUUCAGAAGGCUCAUCUAGUGGUCGCUCACAGGUUUUCGACAUAGACGGUAGUGUGUACUUAGGCAAGUGGAUGACGUCUCCAAGCUGGGCAUCAAGCCAUUCAGUCAGUUUUUGGAAAGGCUCUUCAGUCAAGCAUGGUGUAAUAUUAAGUAAAUCCUUAGUUGUAGCUGAUAAAAAUCUUGUAGAGAAGGCGAUGGUUGUCUGUAAGGAGAAGAGCAAAGUAGUUGACAAGACACAUGCUACAAUUGUUGCUGCUACGGUCGAAGGUAUUCCAAGCAAUAUUGACCUCUUCAAGGAACUUGUACUUCCCUUCGCAAUAAUGGCUGAAAAAUUCAACAAACUUAAACGCUGGGAGAAUCCCCGUUCAACCAUUUGUUUUCUACUGUUAGUUUAUACUGUUAUUUUCAGGAACAUGCUCUUUUAUAUAUUUCCAUUUACCUUGAUGGCGAUGGCCCUUUCCAUGCUUGCCCUGAAAGGGCUGAGAGAACAAGGUCGGCUGGGUAGGUCUUUUGGCAAAGUGACAAUACGGGAUCAACCACCUUCCAACACAAUCCAGAAGAUCGUAGCUCUCAAAGAGGCAAUGGCCUCGGUCGAAAAUUCUCUGCAGCACCUCAAUGUCUCUCUUCUGAAGAUGCGCACAAUCUUCUUAGCAGGCCAACCUGAGGUUACAACUCAGCUUGCCCUCAUUCUUCUAGCAUCCUCUGCAGUUCUUCUCGUGGUUCCUUUCAGAUACAUUCUUGCCGUCUCUACCCUUGAUCUAUUCACGAGGGAGCUAGAGUUCCGGAGAGAAAUGGUGGCGGCAUUCAAAAGCUUGGUGAAGGAGCGAUGGGAGUCGAUACACGCUGCCCCUGUGAUCGUGCUGCCAUACGAGGGCGACGAUAACAGCAACAAGGCGCUCCCCGCAAAAGCUUCCAGGCAGACAGAAUCGGAAGACGUGCAAGACCAACGUAGUGACAUCUAUGUGAAUGGAAUCCGCCCUUCAUGAUAUUUGUAGUGUGAGGCGUUGUGUUGUAAUGUACAGUUUUUUGUACAGUUGUAGUAAGAUGUACAUAACAGCCGGGAUGUCCAAUUAGGUAUAGCUCACACCGAAUGGUAUGGAUUUAUUUGUAGUAUCAUCUCUCGGCAUGGGCUUGCUAGAAGAUGGGUGGGACUAGAAUUCCAUAUUUCCUCGAGAGGUUAGGAGUACACAUAGUAAAUUCAGCCACACUAGCGGCACUCUUCUUCUAGCUUGUUCAAGGGAGAGAUUAGAUUAUUUGCCACACUUUACUAAGGCUUUGAUGAUUUCGCCCCA